AUGGAAAAGCUUUUGCAGAUAGGGAAAGAAUUCGGACUGGAGGGAGAAAAGCUGCUUGAGUUCGUACAAAAACAACAAAAGUUAGAAGAGGAAAAAGAAGAAAAACGUCGAAAACUUGAGGAGGAAAGAAGGAGAGAAGAGGAAGAGAAAGAAGAAAAACGUAGACAACUAGAAGAGGAAAAAGAAGAAAAGCGUAGACAAUUGGAAGAGGAAAAAGAAGAAAAGCGUAGGCAGUUAGAAGAAGAAAAGGAAGAGAGACGUCGAAUACUUGAAGAAGACAGAAGAAAGGAAGAAGAAGAGAAAGACGAAAGGCGUAGGAGAGAAGACAAAGAAAGAGAAACUAGGCGGCAAGAACGCGAUCUGAGAAAAUUAGAGCAGGAAGCGGAACUGUUAAAGCAAAAAGAAGCUAUUGAAGCGGCUAAGAGAGAGCACGAACUAGAGCUUGCUCGUCUAGGACAAGGCCGUAACGAUACCGAAGCUGAUGUGAGAGAGGAUAGGGCCAAGGCUCCAAAGCUUCCCUCAUUUGUUGAUGGCAAGGACGACUUGGAUGCUUACCUGCAACGAUUUGAGAGGUUCGCAACUACAGCUAAAUGGGAGAAGACAGGAUGGGCUUCGAAACUUAGUGCUCUUUUGUCUGGACGUGCUCUAGAGGUUUAUUCACGAUUAUCUGAGGAGGCAGCCCAAGAUUAUGAUCGAGUAAAGUUAGCUUUGAUGAAGAGAUAUGACCUUACAGAGGAUGGCUAUUGUCGUAAAUUUAGAGCAUCAAAGCCGGAAGUUGACGAGAGUCCUGAACAGUUUAAAGUGAGACUCGAUAGAUACUUGUUACGUUGGUUAGAGCUGUCGAACACUGAUCGUUCUUUUGAAGGCCUGAAAGAUUUAAUUGCGAAAGAACAGUUUAUUGACUCUUGUCCAAAAUAGUUAGCUAUUCACCUUCAUGAAAGAGCCCCGGAAACGCUUGUUCAGAUAGCGAAGGUUGCCGAUCAAUACUUGGAAGCACACGGAAAGCAUCUGUUUAGCUCUACGAGCAAGAAGCUACAAGUACAGCCCAAGGUGGACGAAACAAAGAAUCAGCAGAAUGACUCAACGACAGUAGUGUGUUUCAAGUGUAAUGCCUGCGGACACAAAGCUCUUUAA
Molecule: messenger RNA, 1134 nt
Organism: Porites lobata
Lineage: Eukaryota; Metazoa; Cnidaria; Anthozoa; Scleractinia; Poritidae
Source: the annotation of a GenBank genome assembly